AAAAACUAAAUGACCUUGUAAGGAACACAUUUUACAAAACGUUUGAUAAUGUUAUCGCGUUAAAAAUACAAUGGUGUCUGAAACACCCCAGGGAUAUUUCUUCGAUGUUCUGAAAAAAUCAACUCCAGAUGGAAAGUUGUCAAUUUAUUUGGACAGAAGGACAUUUAUCGACCAUUUCGACUACAUAGAUCCCAUCGAUGGUGUUCUAACUAUAUCCAAAGAUGUCAGGAAUACUGAUCAUGUCUUCCUAAUACUAACUUGUGCAUAUCGUUAUGGUAGAGAUGACUUAGAUGUGCUGGGUUUAACCUUUCAAAAGGAGAUAUUAAUUUAUACCCAGCAUUUAUGGCCAACACAUGUUGUGCAUGAAACAGAAUCACAAACUGGUGAUGUGAAAUGGCAUAAAAAAUGGAGGCGAUUAAAACGUAAUAAGAAAAAGAAAACUGAUACAACAACAACAACAACGACCGCAACAGCAGCAACUGCAGAAGAAGAAAUGAAAUAUAAUCAGAUAAAUAAUGAACCUUUUGGAAUAUUCAGUCAAUCAUUGAAAGAUUCUGAUUUAUCACCUUUCCAGGCAAGAUUGAAGGCUAAAUACACUGAACAGGCUGUACCAUUUCGUGUAAUUUUACCUCCAUCAUCUCCGUCUUCAGUUGCUAUUCAACCAAAUCAAGGAGAAACUCAUAAGCCCUAUGGAGUUACUUAUGAAUUGACGGCAUUCGUCGGCAAAAAAAUUGAUGACAACCAACCAACAUGUUCAACAGUCACCAUUGUUGUGAGGAAGCUUAUUGCUGGACCCAAACUGCCAAAUCGUCCAAUACAUCCUGUUGUUGAGUCAAUAAAGAAAACUAUUAGUCUGGCUUGUUAUUCUGGAGAAUUGCAUAUUAAAGCUUCUAUAGAAAAACCGUUGUAUUUUCAUGAUGAACCUAUUUGUAUAUCAGUUGUGUUGGAUAACUUUAGCCAGUUGGCCGUGAGAAAAUUACAAAUAGCUGUUGUACAGGCAGCUGAAAUGUAUCUACUCACCAAAGGAGUUUAUCGAUCCACUAUUGAUGGACAUUACUGCAAAGAAAAUCUUCCACAAGCUGGACAACAGGACUGGAGGUAUACAAUUACACUAGGCACAAGUUUAACAGAUAAACUGUUGAAACGUGGUGUUGCACUUGAUGGUUUUAUAAGACAAGAAAAGAAUUGGUUAGCUUCGUCGACAAUACUGAAGUUAUCAUCAGAUUUGGAUAGCUGUCUACAACUCAUGCAAAAUGUUAACACAAAACCUGAAGAAAAUUUGGAAGCAACGAUUAAAACUAACAAAGAAUUACACGGUAUUGUUAUCUCUUAUUGCGUACGUGUUAGAUGCUGGAUAGGAAUCAGGUGAGCCUGUUACUUCUCUGUUAUGUAAAAUGUGAAUUUGAAUUGAAGUUUCAGCAGAGAACUAUGCGCUACAGUAUAACAGUUCAGGUGUGCCACACGCAUAAAGCUAAGAAAAAAUUGAACCAUAUUAAACGGGAAUUCACGAGUGGAAGAAUUUGUUGAGCUGACAGGAAGGAGAAGUCAUUAGAUAUGGGAGUUGAUAAAACUGAAUUUAUCUCGGCCAAGUCACAAACAGUCUCAAAGCAGUAAAUCUUAGCAUCCCCAGAACUUCAUAGUGGCAAUCAAAGAUUCCAUGGAUCAAUCCAAGGUUUACACUUGAUCAUUAAUAACACUUUUCUAACCUAAUCAGAUAUCAACUCAAAUCGCCUGAGAAGGAAGACGACCGUUAGUCAUCUUUAUCAAUACAAAUUCAAAAACUCAUCAACUGCCUUUCCUCCCUGACCUGGAACACCUCAGCUAGCCUAAAUAUCACCCACUACUUUACCCUACUCAAUGAUGGAGAUGGAAUACAGACAUGCAUAGUCAGGGAUGGCUAGUCUCCUUAUAUCUACCACUUUCAAUGAUCAUGUCUCACAAUCGUAAAGAAGGACGGAAGAGACUGGUACUCAUCACUUAUUUGAUAGCCUGACAACAACUCUACGCUUUUUGGUGUCCUAGUUUUUUAAAGAAACGGUACUUUAGUCAUAGAAGUGUACUUCGAAAGAAAUAUAAUGUAUAUAUAUACAUAAUUUUGUAUAUCGCAAGACAGUACUAAUGUUACAAUUUGAAAUUUUCAGCAUUUGAUAAAAUAUUGCUUCUCAUUUUAUAGAAUAACGAUAAAAGUAAAUAUAGAAAUAAAUAACAUUACAGGAUUGUUAAUGGUAGCUCAUUAUUUGGUAUUUGUAGUGACACUGAAGUCAUAUAUAUAUAUAUUGUGAAUUUUUUGAGAGUUGCUUUUCAAGGAUUAAAUUUGUUUCUGCGAUUUUGAUCACGGAUUGAUAUAAGUUAGAGAAACAUUAAAAACCAGCACUGGAGUACUGGACAGCUGUUUCAUCCUACUUUGGGAAUCAUCACCAGUACGUACCCAAUGGGUUUGGAACCCACGGCUAUUAAAUAGGAUUCCAUUGACUGAAUUGUAUACCAGCUUGCCUUUUAACCAGAAGGUCUUGUAAAAUUUUAUAGACUGAGAAUAAUGUUAGUAGCUAAGAUUGUUAGGUAAAUGAAAUCGUGUCACAAUAGAUUAUGAAUAGAACCGAUUAUUUUGCUAACAAUAUUGUAAUUCUUAGGUUUCUCGUUUAAAACUGUCACUAUCACAUACAGUACGAGCCAUUUAUGGUAAUGUUGGGUUCCUAUACUUGGCAGUGCGAGCAUAUAAUCUAUUGUAGUGACCUGCAGUUCUAUCAGACAAGACACAAGGACAGAGUUGAGAAUAAAUGAGGUGUUGAGGCUCAGACAGUAUAGAUUUAGACCACCUCUGGUAUCAAUAGUAGUAACAAGCUGAGUAAGGUCCGCAUCACUUGGCCUAUUGAAAACCCUGAAUACCCUUCUCAAAAUAGCAUCGUCCUUUUUCAGUAGUCCAGGAAAAAAAAGCAGAAGGCAUCUCAUAAUUGCAGAAUAGUUAGAAGUAAUGAUCUUUUGGUCAAAUCGAAGGAAAUAAUGCUAUAAACCCAAAGAUCAUUAUCAGCAUUAUCAUCAACUGCUAAUUGACUGUGCAUGUGAUUUUGGAUUCACAUUAUCAAACAUAAUUCGAAAUAAAUGUGUAAGCUGAAAAUACUGUAGACAAUUUGUUUUUUUUAAUUUUAAGCCUGUAACUUUACUUAUUUCUAUUAUAAAGGUGGAAUAUAUGAGUAGAUGGCAUUUCAUUUUUUUU
Messenger RNA from Trichobilharzia regenti, 3214 nucleotides. NCBI's taxonomy places the organism in Eukaryota, Metazoa, Platyhelminthes, Trematoda, Strigeidida, Schistosomatidae. The record is from the annotation of a GenBank genome assembly.